Molecule: messenger RNA, 1257 nt
Organism: Acanthisitta chloris (rifleman)
Lineage: Eukaryota; Metazoa; Chordata; Aves; Passeriformes; Acanthisittidae
Gene: STOML1
Product: stomatin (EPB72)-like 1
Exons: 7
Coding region: 1-1257 (418 amino acids)
Cellular component (GO): plasma membrane
Source: RefSeq, a predicted model, not a curated record
AUGUUCAGCCGCUCAGGGUACCAAGCCCUUCCCUUGGGAGACUUUGACCGCUUCCAGCAGUCCAGCAUUGGGCUCUAUGGCACGCAGAAGGGUUUCUUUUCCUUUGGAGACAAGCAAGACCCGCUGGGACCAGCUGGGAAUGCCGCAGACUCCUCCCAGGGUUGGCUGACCUGGAUCUGCCAUGGGAUUAUCACCUCCUUGGUUUUCUUGCUGAUGGUUGUCACCUUCCCCAUCUCAGGAUGGUUUGCCUUGAAGGUGGUGCCCACCUAUGAGCGAAUGAUCAUCUUCCGCCUGGGUCGCAUCCGUGCGCCGCAGGGCCCUGGCGUGGUCCUGCUGCUGCCCUUUAUUGACCACUGGCAGCGGGUGGAUCUCAGGACAAGGGCCUUCAACGUGCCCCCCUGCAAGCUGACCUCCAAGGAUGGGGCAGUCAUCUCCAUGGGCGCUGAUGUCCAGUUCCGGGUGUGGGACCCCGUGUUGUCUGUCAUGAUGGUGAAGGACCUCAUCGCGGCCACCCGGAUGACGGCACAGAAUGCCAUGACCAAGAUCUUGGUGAAGAAGAGCCUUCAUGAGAUCCAGGUGGAGAAGCUGAGGAUUGGGGAGCAGCUGCUGCUGGAGAUUAACGACAUGACCAAGUCGUGGGGCCUGGAGGUGGACCGUGUGGAGCUGAUCAUGGAGGCUGUGCUGCAGCCACCCCAGGAGAACCUGGCAGGCCCUCUGACCACUGUGCCACCCGUGCCAGGGCUGCAGGGGCUGGAUGGCACCAUGCAGCAGCUGGUGCCAUCCAGCUUGGCCCACUUCUUCAGCAGCAGCCUGGCUCUGGCUGGUGGCGGGACCAGUGCUCCGGAGCCAGGAGACAGUGUGGAGACAGUGAACGAGGUGGAGCCUCCCACUGCUCCUCUCCUGGCCCGGAGAAAGCCUAGUGCAGAUGAGCUGCUCUCAGCGAUGGAGCCUGUCCUCUCUGAGACCCUGGUCAGCCAGGUGGGAGCAUCCUACCAGGUCAACAUCGCCCUGGCCAGCGGCACUUGGAGCUCCUACUUCAUAGACCUCUCCUCAGGCAGUGGGCGGAUUGGCCGUGGUGUGCCCGAGGGCAUCCCCGACGUCACGCUGGAAGUGGCCGAGAGAGACCUUCAGGACCUCUUUUUGGGUGACCUGCGCCCCCUGAGUGCCUACAUGAGUGGGAGGCUGCAGGUGAAAGGUGACCUGCACCUGGCCCUCAAGCUGGAGGAGCUCAUCAAGGCGAUGAAGCAGCAUAGAUAG